Auxenochlorella protothecoides is the source of this 237-nucleotide messenger RNA. RefSeq lists its product as hypothetical. Bases 1 to 237 code for a protein of 78 amino acids. NCBI's taxonomy places the organism in Eukaryota, Viridiplantae, Chlorophyta, Trebouxiophyceae, Chlorellales, Chlorellaceae. The transcript has a single exon. The record is from RefSeq and is a predicted model, not a curated record.
AUGGAGGAAAGCCUCGCCUUCACAGGCAUCCUCUUUCAGCCGGUGCCAUGGAGCCCCGCGACCAAGCGGGGCAUGCCCGCCGAGCUGGAGGCAUACCAUGCCAGCCCGGACCACACCAUCAUCAACAUCCCUCCCACCAUGAUGUUCAAGGCCAAAAUUUUCAAGCCCUCUCGACUGUGCGCAAUUUUCAGGAAGGAGAGCGCCGGCGUGCCUGAGGGCCAGGGCACCCUGACCUGA